Messenger RNA from Fusarium oxysporum Fo47, 322 nucleotides. RefSeq lists its product as uncharacterized. The transcript has a single exon. Bases 48 to 284 code for a protein of 78 amino acids. Lineage: Eukaryota; Fungi; Ascomycota; Sordariomycetes; Hypocreales; Nectriaceae. The record is from RefSeq and is a predicted model, not a curated record.
GGCCUCUUAAUUUGCCAUUACAACUACCAAUUCUUCCCAAGAUCAAGAUGGCUUUUUUUGCGUCCGACGGUAUCUGCCCAGCCGAUCUCUAUCAAUUCUCGGACCAGCUGAGAGGAGUGGACAGCUACAACAUCAAGCAGCCUUCCCCAGCAACACUAGAGAGAGAAUCACUACUAAAUUCGCGACAGCGCGGCAACAGCGCAGACGUCAGUACUCAAAGAGGUCCAAGUGUUAAUCUACGCACCGCGUCGCACAAGCCGAAGAAGCGGUUAAGUGGCUUAUAAGAAGCCGUCUUCCUCAGAAGCAUUGAAACAGCCACGCG